GGCGGGGCAGGGCCCUGGGGUGGGCAGCAGGGGUUCCCAGUGCUGGACCUACUGCUACCAGCUCUGGGGGGUAUGAAGGCAGACCUGACUGAGGUAGACUGGACCGUGGCCAUCAUCUCCUACCUGUUCCACUACAAGGCCCUGAUACUCGGGCUCCUCUUCUUCCUGCUGCUGCUCAGCAACUGGAUGGUCAAAUAUGAAGCCAGCAUGCCGGUUGAGGUGCAAUCGGCGAAGGGCAGCCCGAGCCCGGAGAAGGGGCACUUGGAGCUUUCAAAGACACCAAAGGAGCAGGGCCCCCCACCCAGCCCUGCAGCCCUAACCCCCAGGGAGGUUGACAAAGUGCACGCCUGCUUCGCUCUCCAAGACAAGAUCCUGGAGCGACUCAUCUUCAACGAGAUGAAGCUCAAAGUGUUGGAGAACCAGAUGCUCGUCGUCUGGAAUCAGAUGGACAGGAAGUCGGGGAGGCCCCGGAGGAGCCCAUGCCCAGGAAAGCCCAGCUCGAGGAGACACUCGGCCUACGCCUCCGAGGCGGGCAGUUCCAAUUCCCCAGACUGAGGACGAGACCACGGAACCCGGGGCUCGGUCGGGGAGCCCCACCUCUCAGCAGUAAAGCCCCAGCCGGA
Molecule: messenger RNA, 623 nt
Organism: Ornithorhynchus anatinus (platypus)
Lineage: Eukaryota; Metazoa; Chordata; Mammalia; Monotremata; Ornithorhynchidae
Gene: TEX46
Product: testis expressed 46
Exons: 2
Coding region: 73-555 (160 amino acids)
Source: RefSeq, a predicted model, not a curated record